AAAAGCACCGGUUAUCGUCAUAGUUACCGUUAAAGUUUGGUGGUGUAACUCAGCCUAAGUCAUUAACGUUGUAAGACUUAUGACAAUAUGAUUGCUGCUAUUUCGUACGGACUGUGUAAUUUUGUAGCCCUUGAGUUGAAGCGAAUCACGUGUAAUGCGCGGUUAUUACGGGGGCAUAUCAAGCUUAUACUGUGGCAUUUUAUGUGGUUGUAGCAGGGGUGAUUUUGCAACAAAAAUGUGGACGAGCGAGUGCCAUGCCUGACGACGCUGAGCGCGUACCUUCGCUAUGCGCUGGCGCUGCCGGGCACGAAAGCCAUGUGCCGCGAGGGCGGUUGCGGCGCGUGCGUCGUCGCUGUGCGCGCGCGCCGCCAGCCUAGCGGGAGGGUCGAGCUGUUCUCUGUCAAUUCUUGCCUGGUGCUGGUGUACUCCUGUCACGGCUGGGACAUCAGCACGAUAGAAGUCCUUGGCGACCGCUUGCGAGGUUACGGCGAUAUACAGAAGAGAAUCGCGGGGUUCAACGCCACCCAGUGCGGAUACUGCACUCCUGGCUGGGCGAUGCACUUGUACAGCUUGCAAGAUAAAGGCCUCACAAUGGAACAGAUGGAAAAGUCAUUUGGCAGCAACACUUGUAGAUGUACCGGCUUUCGGCCCAUCAUGGAUACAGUCAAGUCCUUUGCCGUGGACGCUAGUCCAGAACUCUGCCAGAAAGCCCUCGACAUUGAAGAACUUACCAUUUGCAAGAAAACCAAAGAACCCUGUAACAGAAAAUGCUCUGUCAGGAGCAUAGACAGUGAUUGGAGUGUUGUCCUAGAUGAGCCCAAAGAAACGAAUGAAGACACAAUAUCUCUGGACACAGAAUCCCAUCAAUUCUUCAAGGUCUACAAAGAAGAGGAAAUCUUUCGAAUUUUGAAUAACAAUGGAGAUGAUUCUUACAUGCUCAUUGAUGGAAAUACAGGAAAAGGAGUGUAUGAAACCUUCGAAUAUCCCCGCGUACUAAUAGAUAUAAGUGAAGUGAAAUCGCUGAAGAAGUACAGUUUCGACCAAAAUCUGGUGUUAGGUGGUAAUAUAUCCAUAGAAGAUUGCAUCACCAUCUUUGAAGAUAUAGCCAAAUCGAAUGCAGAUUUUUCUUAUUUGGAGACAAUGGCAAAGCAUUUAGAAUUGGUGGCCCAUAUUCCUGUAAGAAAGAUCGCUUCGCUUGCUGGAAAUGUGAUGCUGAAGCAUGCCAUGCCAGAUUAUCAAUCUGAUAUAUUUCUGCUUUUAGAGACCGUUGGAGCUUAUGUCACAGUUCGUACCUCAAGACUUAGAACUAAGGCACUGAGCAUGACAGAUUUCCUCAAAUACGACAUGAAAAAGAAGCUCAUCGUCAAUUUUUUGUUGCCACCUUUUAGUUCUUCGCACAUGUUUAAAAGUUACAAGAUUAUGCCCCGCAACCAAAACGCUCUCGCUAUUGUAAACGCUGGUUUCCUCUUAGUAAAGAAUCCCAGCACGAACAUAAUCAGUGAUGCGAGAAUCGUUUAUGGUAACAUAUCAGCUAGCUUCGUGCAUGCCACACAAACUGAGAAAUACCUCAUUGGGAAGAAUGUGUUCAACAAUGAAGUCUUACAAAAGGCAAUCCAAUUGCUAAAUAAAGAAGUUAAUCCUGUGGACAAUCCUCCAAACCCUUCAAAGGAGUGCAGAAAAAAACUGGCAAUAGGUCUCUUUUAUAAGUUCGUUUUGAGCAUCGCUCCUUCGAACCAGAUCUCUGAUCGCAACUCUUCAGGCGGUCUACUCAUUGCUCGGCCGGUCUCGAAUGGAACUCAAGACUUCACUACCGACACCUCAUUGUACCCUUUGAAUAAACCAGUGCCCAAACUAGAGGCUAUGAUACAAAGUGCUGGAGAAGCCCAAUUUGCCAACGAUGUACCACAAUUCCCUAAACAAGUGUUCGGAGCGUUCGUGCAGUCGACUGUGCAUAGAGGAAACGUUGAUACAAUUAAUGUGAAGAAGAUUUUGGAAAUUCCAGGAGUCCUAGCUAUAUUAACACCGGACGACAUACCCGGCAAAAAUUCUUUCUCCCGCCCCGGAUUCCAACUACAGACUGAAGUGGAAGAAAUUCUAGCAACCGAUAUCAAAUAUUACGGUCAACCUAUAGCAAUACUCGUGGCUACCAGCGAAGAGUUGGCAGCUAGUGCUGCCAAAAAAGUUGAAGUGAAAUACAAGAACGUUAGCAAAGAUCGACCUGUAUUAACAAUAGAUCAAGCAAAAAAAGAUAGUAAUAGAUACAGAGCAUAUCCAGAUAAUAUCACGCCCACAGCGAAAGGGGAAAAUGUUGAUAAAGUAAUAAAGGGUGUGUAUGAAAUCGAGGCUCAGUACCAUUAUUAUAUGGAACCUAUAACAAGUGUGGUGGUGCCGGUGGACAGGGGGCUAGAAGUGUAUGAUGCUACGCAAUGGAUGGAUCUCACUCAAGCUGCUAUCGCCGAAUGCUUGGCUAUAAAAGAAAGCGAUGUCGUUGUGUAUGUCCGCCGAAUCGGUGGUGGUUUCGGAGGUAAGAUCAGUCGCAACGUCCAAGCGUCGACUGCCUGCGCCCUCGUUGCCAAGAAGAUGAACCUCCCAUGUCGCUUCGUGCUACCCCUGCAAACUAACCUCACCAUCGCUGGAAGAAGACUGCCAUGUCAAUGUGAUUACGAGGUGGGGGUAGACAAAGAAGGCAAGAUUCAAUACUUGAAUGCGAAGAUUAUUGAAGACGACGGCUGUUCGCACAACGAGAACAUCCUCGCCUAUACUGUCGGCGGGUUUCCGAACUGCUACGAUGUCAGCACCUACAAUGUCACUACUGCUGCUGUCCUCACCGAUCUACCUUCCAACACAUUUGCGAGAGCACCAGGAACUGCGGAGGGCAUUUCAUGCAUCGAACAUAUUAUGGAACGUAUAGCAUUCGAAGUAAAGAAAGAUCCAACGGAGGUGCGCCUACUCAACAUGAGAAAAGACGACAAUGACCUACCAACCCUCAUAGCAGACUACAAAAAGGAGACAAACUACGAAAAGAGAUCACAAGAGGUUCAGGAGUUCAACAACGCUAACAGAUGGAUGAAGAAGGCAAUUUCCAUUGCUGUCAUGAGUUUCCCCGUGAUAUUCUAUGGCAACUACAGUGCCAUGGUCAGCAUUUACAGAGGAGAUGGCACCGUGACGGUCACUACUGGAGGUAUUGAGAUGGGACAGGGUGUGAACACCAAAGUUGCCCAAGUCUGCGCUUACGAGCUUGGAAUCCCUUUGGACCACAUUUCAGUUUUACCCCACUACUCUUUUGUUGCCGCUAAUAACGUCUUCUCAGGCUCCAGCAUCACGAGUGAGUCUACUUGUUACGCUGUGAUCAAAGCUUGUGCAAUGCUGAAAGAUCGAUUGGAGCCUGUAAAGAGCACAAUGACGAAUCCUACAUGGCAGGAGUUGAUCACAAAAGCUAGCGACGAAGAAGUGGAUUUGACGGCGAUAUACAUGAUGACAGAUAAGGAAUCAGAUCUGUCUGGGUAUAAUGCGUAUGCAGUGGCCAUUCUGGAGGUGCAAUUGGACGUUUUGUCGGGAAGGUACGAGUUACUGAGAGUGGAUAUUUUAGAAGACGUCGGGUUGAGUGCCAAUCCGAACAUAGAUGUUGGUCAGGUGGAAGGUGGCUACGUCCAAGGACUUGGGUACUACACGACCGAGAAGUUUGUCUACAACCAGGUCACAGGGAAGCUGCUCACCAACCGAUCGCUGACGUACCACGUGCCCUUAGCUCGGGACAUACCGGCUCAGUUCAACGUCAAACUGCGGUACAACUCUAAAAACCCCAAGGGCGUGCUGGGCUCUAAAGCGGUUGGAGAAAUGGGAAUUUGCACCGCGCACGGAGUGACGCAGGCGUUAAGGCAAUGCAUUCACGAGUCGCGGAAGGACUCUGGAUAUGACGACUCAAAAUGGGUUGAUAUUGCAAUACCAAACGACACAGAGUCCAUAGUAAAAGCUUUGGAUGUGAAGUUGGAGGAGAUGGUCUUUGCAUGAAGUAAUUAAUAAUUGAAGAUGAUCAAAUCUUCCGGAAUCUUCUGAAAUUGAUUUAAUCUCUCAAUUUUAUUACACUUUGCUACGGAUGACUUAAAUUGUUUGCAAGUUUCUUCUUCAAAAUAAGGAAAGCACAUCAACCUCAACACCAUGAUAUCUUAAAAUAAUAUUUGAUAUAGGUACCUAGGUGUAAUUUUAUAAGUUUUUUUUUAUCAUAGUUAUUUAAAUUUUUGCGUUAAGAGUCGCAUUUCAUCUUUUUUUUAUCGUCAUUAGAAUUAAUUUCUACGGCCCAUUGUGUUGAGAAACCAAUUUACAAACGUGUCAUUUUAUGAAAUACAUUUUCUACUGAUAAGUAGGUAUUUGUAUUGAUUUACUACUGAUUUGUAUUUCUGAUUUUAUUUUAUUUCAAUAUGUAAUUCGUUCUAUCCUUAGAAUAAAAUACGUCAUAGUUCAGUAAUACAUGUUUAUUCUCGCAUCUUCAAACAAAUAAUUUAGUAAAUCAUCAAAAUUACAGAACAGUUAAAAAUAAUUAGGCCCAUCGCGUAUUAUCCGUCUUGAAUUAGGCCUGAAUUAUCAAAAAUUAAAAAUACCGAAAAAUCGACACCGAGUGUUAAUUUUAUAAACAGACAACCGAUCAAAAACAAUAAACCAUUGAAAAAAUAAAUACUUAUUAAUUAAAUUAUUACCGAUUCUAUACAAAUUAAAUUCACUUAAACGUUUAAAUAAGAAAAUUCGUCGAUUUAAAUGUAAAAUAUACAUUAUAAUAGUCUAUACAUAAUUA
Messenger RNA from Ostrinia furnacalis (Asian corn borer), 4789 nucleotides. RefSeq names its product indole-3-acetaldehyde oxidase. Bases 316 to 4011 code for a protein of 1231 amino acids. The record is from RefSeq and is a predicted model, not a curated record. NCBI's taxonomy places the organism in Eukaryota, Metazoa, Arthropoda, Insecta, Lepidoptera, Crambidae. Gene Ontology annotation, molecular function: 2 iron, 2 sulfur cluster binding; iron ion binding; oxidoreductase activity. The transcript has 16 exons.